Messenger RNA from Histoplasma mississippiense, 1938 nucleotides. RefSeq names its product UV-damage endonuclease. Gene Ontology annotation, biological process: nucleotide-excision repair; mitochondrial DNA repair; response to UV. The transcript has 3 exons. Gene Ontology annotation, molecular function: endonuclease activity. The record is from RefSeq and is a predicted model, not a curated record. Gene Ontology annotation, cellular component: mitochondrion; nucleus. Lineage: Eukaryota; Fungi; Ascomycota; Eurotiomycetes; Onygenales; Ajellomycetaceae. Bases 1 to 1938 code for a protein of 645 amino acids.
AUGGCUACUGCGCGGGGAAUGAACUCUUCUAUGCUACAUACGACGAGUCGCGAGGCCGGGAUUGCGCAACCAGCGCCAGCUUCUCAAGUCCCGCUUGAUACCAUUGAAGAGACUCUGGCAUACUCGUCACUCUCCAAUGCACCAUUCGAUAUCGAAACGUCACUUGCUGGAGUCCUCGACCCAGAAGCUGAUGUCGAUAUCCCUGCUGACAUAAAGGACGUCAAGGAGGCGGUAUCGCGACCACCGCCGGUUAACAGCAACUACCUACCCCUUCCAUGGAAAGGCCGAUUGGGAUAUAGCCAAUCCCAGGCCUGCCUAAACACAUACUUGCGCACCUCCAACCCGCCCGUCUUCUGCGCUCGCACCUGUCGCAUCUCCUCAAUCCUCGAAAACCGCCAUCCGCUCCAAGACCCCACCCAGCCGGCCCACCGGAUCAAAAACCGCCCCGAUCUCCAGCAGCCGCCUGAUAUUGAGCGUGGGCUAGCAUAUGUGCAGUCACUGGGUCUCGCGAAUGCACGCGAUAUUGUGAAAAUUCUCCGCUGGAAUGAGCGCUAUGGGAUUAAAUUUAUGCGGCUUUCGAGCGAGAUGUUUCCCUUCGCAAGUCAUGUGGAGCAUGGGUAUAGAUUGGAGCCUUUCGCAUCUGAUGUUCUGGCGGAGGCGGGGAGAGUUGCGGCCGAGUUGGGCCACCGGUUGACUGUUCAUCCGGGUCAGUUUACGCAAUUAUCUUCGCCGCGACCAAGUGUUACCGAAAACUCCGUCCGAGAUCUUGAAUAUCAUGCUGAGAUGUUACGGUUAUUGAAACUGCCUCCUCAGCAGGACCGGGAUGCCGUGAUGAUUUUACAUAUGGGCGGUGUCUUUGGUGACAAGCAAGCUACCCUUGAUCGUUUCCGGAAGACUUACAGGACGCUAUCGGGUGAGAUCAAGAAUCGCCUCGUUUUGGAGAACGACGAUGUGAGCUGGACUGUGCACGACCUGUUGCCCAUCUGCGAGGAGUUGAAUAUCCCUCUUGUGCUCGACUACCACCACCACAAUAUCAAUUUCGCUGCAGACAAGGUCCGCGAGGGGACCCUGGAUAUCAUGACCCUCUACGACCGUAUCGCCGCUACUUGGGCCAGAAAGGGAAUCACGCAGAAAAUGCAUUAUUCUGAGCAAACGCCGUCCGCUAUAACACAAAAGCAGCGACGAAAACAUAGCUCGCGCGUCCAGAUGCUUCCCCCCUGUGAUCCCACUAUGGAUCUCAUGAUUGAGGCUAAGGAUAAAGAACAGGCUGUCUUUGAACUUAUGAGGAUCUAUAAACUUCCAGGCUUUGAGAAAAUUAACGACAUUAUACCCUUCACGCGCUCCGAUGAUAAUAAAUUUCGGGGUUGCAGUAAGAAGAAGACGAAAAAGACGACAACAACAGUGAAGAAGUCGUCCUCCUCGCCCUCUAAGCAGCAAGAUCCUGUUGCAUCAGAUCAUAACAAUGAUGUUGGUGAUAGCGACGACACCACCUCGACGCUUAUUCCGGAAGAAGAAGUUGGCAUGGGUGGACCAGAAGGCCGUGUCUACUGGCCCCCCGGCAUGGACCAGUGGUUGCAGCCGGCCAAACGUGCGUCCAAAGUUGAUAUUGCGGAGACUAUCGUGGCUCAAAGUAGUAGCGGCACCAGCGCACUGCUUACUUCGACCCCGACGACGCCGCGGAAAAGGGGAAGACCGAGCAAAAGUAAAGAUGCUGCGGCGGCUGCAAAGUCCAUCGCAGGGAAACUCGCAGCGUCGAAACGGCCGAGGCCUGGAAAGAUAGCUACGUUAUCCUCUAGCGGUAGCGGCAGCGAUAGCGAUAGCAACCAGAAUGAAAUCGCUGUUGGCCCAGCUGCUACGGAAAAGGAGGCUCCGGCUACCUGUGUUUCGGGAAGAACUAGGGGGAGGAAGGUAAAUUAUGCGGAAGAGGGGUCUGCCUGA